AAAAAAUUAUGAUUGAGCUUCAAAUUAUGUCUUUAUUACUACGACCGGUAGAUCCUCAAACAUUGUGUUCCUUAGGAUCAAAGUUGAGGCCUCAAGAUUAUGAAAAUGUAUUAUUAGAGCGUAAUUUGGAGAAAUUUUGUGGGUAUCCGUUAUGUCAUAAUCCACCAAGAGAUAAUAAAGCACCUUAUAAGAUUAUGUAUAGUAAACGUAAGAUUUAUGAUCAGCGAUCAUUAUUACGUUUUUGUUCUACAAGCUGCUUCAAAAGAUCGGCUUUCUUUGCUGCACAAUUAAGUUCUGAACCUCUUUGGUUAAGAAAUUCAGAUGACAUGAACAUUUGUCUUUUGGAGGAAUCUUCGGAGCCUCUGGAAUCAUCUGUUGAUACUAAUGGUGUUAAUGUGUCUGUAAAUACGGUUGACUCGAAUUUAAAUCAAGAUAAUUUAUCUUCCAUAAAAACAUCUGUGCAUUCUCAUGUUCUGGAAAAAACUCAUUCUUCUAUAUUUGAUAUUGGAAUUUCUAAUAUGUCGUUUCCUAUUGUUGAAAGAUCUCUGACAAUGAAAUCUAAUGUAGUAGAAAAGUUUCCUGAUUCAAAACAUUAUGAGUCUAUUGAAGGGUUUGUUGCACCUACUGGCAAAUGGUUAUCUUGAAUUAUGUGGGCUUUGGAUAUCUGG
Molecule: messenger RNA, 668 nt
Organism: Pneumocystis murina B123
Lineage: Eukaryota; Fungi; Ascomycota; Pneumocystomycetes; Pneumocystales; Pneumocystaceae
Exons: 2
Coding region: 9-644 (211 amino acids)
Cellular component (GO): nucleus; cytoplasm
Molecular function (GO): RNA polymerase II CTD heptapeptide repeat phosphatase activity; RNA polymerase core enzyme binding
Source: RefSeq, a predicted model, not a curated record